AGAGUAUCACAGAGAAGGUGACCACAACCCCCUGAUCCUAACCCUCCUCUACUUCAGGACUACAACGUCUCCCUAAAGAACUACAACCCCCUGAGCUCCACAGGACUACAACGUCUCCCUAAAGAACUACAACCCCCAGGGUUCCGAGCGGAGCGGCCAUGAACGCAGAGACCCAGGUGAAGUGUGUGCUGGUGGGGGACAGUGCUGUCGGGAAGACGGCCCUCCUGGUUCGCUUCACCUCAGAGACCUUCCCUGAGUGCUACAAACCAACUGUGUAUGAGAACACUGGAGUAGAGGUGUUCAUGGACGGGACUCCGAUCAACCUGGGUUUGUGGGACACGGCAGGAAAUGACACGUUCAGACAGAUCCGUCCGAUGUCCUAUCAGCAGGCGGAUGUGGUCCUGAUCUGCUACUCCGUGGCCAACGCCGCCUCCCUCGCCAGCGUCAAGCACAAGUGGCUGGUAGAGGUGCGUGACAACCUUCCCCGUGUCCCGGUGCUGGUGGUGGCCACCCAGACGGACCAGCGUGACUCCGGGCCUCACAGCGCCUCCUGCUCCUCCGCCGCCGAGGGCAAACGCCUCGCUCAGGACAUACGGGCCAAGGGAUAUCUGGAGUGCUCGUCGCUAAGCAACCGCGGCGUGCAGCAAGUGUUCGAGUGUGCGGUGAGGACGGCGGUGAACCAGGCCAGGAAACGGACGCGCCCGCGGAUGUUUGACAUCAACAGCUGUGUGGUGUUUUGACCUCUGAACCUUUUGGGGGGAGGGGCCUAGGUUGGGGUGGUGCUGGGAGGAUACUGAAGCCUCUAACUACUGCUCUGGGAUCAGGUCUCGGGGCCAGUGGCGACUCAGACUCGGACUCAUCACCAGGGACUUGAGACUGGCGGGUUUAGUGACUCGACUACAUCACUGUGUCUGACUUGAACUGUUUGAGGUCCUGUCUGACCCCAGGACCUGUGGUUUUGGGGGAACUGAGGCCCUGUCUGACCCCGGGACCUGUGGUUUUGGGGGAACUGAGAUCCUGUCUGACCCCGGGACCUGUGGUUUUGGGGGAACUGAGGUUCUGUCUGACCCCAGGACCUGUGGUUUUGGGGGAACUGAGGUCCUGUCUGACCCCAGGACCUGUGGUUUUGGGGGAACUGAGGUCCUGUCUGACCCCAGGACCUGUGGUUUUGGGGGAACUGAGGUCCUGUCUGACCCCAGGACCUGUGGUUUUGGGG
This is a messenger RNA of Oncorhynchus gorbuscha (pink salmon), 1216 nucleotides long. Its product is annotated as rho-related GTP-binding protein RhoH-like. Gene Ontology annotation, biological process: small GTPase-mediated signal transduction. Gene Ontology annotation, molecular function: GTP binding; GTPase activity. NCBI's taxonomy places the organism in Eukaryota, Metazoa, Chordata, Actinopteri, Salmoniformes, Salmonidae. The transcript is spliced from 3 exons. The record is from RefSeq and is a predicted model, not a curated record. Bases 159 to 740 code for a protein of 193 amino acids.